This is a messenger RNA of Zonotrichia albicollis (white-throated sparrow), 5391 nucleotides long. NCBI's taxonomy places the organism in Eukaryota, Metazoa, Chordata, Aves, Passeriformes, Passerellidae. The record is from RefSeq and is a predicted model, not a curated record.
CCGCUCCUCGCUGGAGAACAAAGAGGAUCAAUUAAGAGUGUGCAAUUACCGCCGUGCCCUGCCGGCAGCAGGCACGGCUCGGAACGCCUUGGCUCCCGUCGCUCUCCCAGGGCAGAGUGCUCCCCUCUGUUAAGCCGAGGCGGUUUGGGGCCACGCAGCGCUAAUGAGCACAACACACGUUUAAAAAUCAGCCAGUUUAGUGUAUUAAACACAAACUUAAAGUGGGGAAAUAGAGACUAAAGCACAUGUGCCCUUGAAUGUCUUCUCUAGGAUCCUUGCGAGCCUGUAGCAGAAUGGAUCAGAACCAAUGCACAGCUGUUACUUAAUUUUUCACUGCUUUUCAUGCCUCUUAGUUGUAUUUGGGUAUUUCCUUUUGUUAGUCACCUUUUCAGCAUUUGGAACAAUAAUGUGGUCCUAAUAAAUUUUGCUGUCAGUGUCAGCAUGAUUUAUGCAUGUGGUCAUCCAUGGUAAUAGUUAAUGCUCUGAGACUAUUUCAUUUUACAGCAUCCUGGACACAGUUACUGGUGACAUUUCUCAUCAUCCUGUGGCGGGGUAAACAGUAGCAGUUUUGCAAAGUAUCAGAGCAGUUCUGCGGGUUCAGAGGGGACCUUCCGCCUACUGAAAUACUUUGUAGAAUGUGUGCGCCUUCAUAGAUCAGCAAAUUGAGGUGAGGUUAACCAACUUGCUCAAGGUCAUGGAGUGUCAGUGACAGAGUUAGCAACAAUGGAAUCCAGCCAUCCUGGCUGCUGGCUCUGUGCUCUCAUCACUGGGUGACGCUCCCAAAUAAUUGCAGGUAGUUUAAACAUUGAUUUGCGUAAGUGCCCGUUGAGGCCUUCAAAACAUUUUGGAGAAACAAAAUGUUUAUGGUGUGCUUCAGAUCCCAUGCUGCAUUUGCAUGUAGCUUAAGGUGAUUGCUCAGCUUGGCAUAGGAAGGAAUUUUGAAGGCUUUGUGGUUUAUUUGGUAAAUAUGUGCUCAAAACCCAUCAGUUUUACUGGGUAUAAAGUGUAGAAAGACUUGUGUAGAUUUAGGAGGUAGAUCAUGAGAUGUAACAAAAGUAGAUUACACUGUCAUUAGGCAACUUUUAAAGCAGCAGUGUGGAGGCAUGACUGUAAAGAGGUUUUCUUCUGAAUUAAGUGUUUACCUGAUGACAUUCUGUAGAGUUAUUUGCAGUUGUUAUGAAGAAAAACAACCAACAAAUGCCCUGGGAAGCCAUGGUGAUGAGGCUGUUGGAAGUUAAAAUGAGAACAAAAAAGUUCCUCAGUUGAUUUAUUUAUUCAACAGAUACUUGUUAAGUAAAAACAAAUCACAAUGGAUGUUUUUUCUCACCCUGGAGAGAAGUUACGUUUCGCUUUGUGUUUUUCUCUGUCAAGUUAAAUUUAUGAAGAAAGGGAUUUCAAAGGAAACACUGGCAGAUCUGUGCUAUUGUGACACCAGCAGUAUAUAUUUAGUAACUUCAUGGAGGAAAGAUCCCUAUUGUGCUGCAAAAAUACCAGUGACAAUUGUUUGUCAGGACUUCAAAGGGCGCUGGGAAGUGAGCUGGCAUUGUUCAGGUGUUGCACACUGGCCCUGGCAAAUGUUACCUGUGACAGAUCCCUGCUCCUGUGGGAAUUCCAUCCUGGGAGAAGCCCAUCUGUGCAGUGCAGAUCACAGGCUGACACCACAGAUCCUGGGCUGGGACAGAUUUGCUUGUGCUUACCUUUUUGUAAUCUGCAAGUAACCGUGGUGACUGUUGACCACAAAAUUCAGUGGUUGUGGUGCAGUGGGGAUGCAGAAGAGCAGCAGCUGAGUUUCUGUUCAUGAACUCUCCGGGGUACAUGACCUUGUUCUCACCAUUAGAGCUGCUGUGGGGUUAAUUUGUGCAAAGAAGUUGUGGUGAUACAGCUUUUGUUGUAUUUGUGGUGAUACAAAGUUCCUCUGUAAAAGUGUUGCCAGCUUCUCGUGAAUGGGAAGGGUGUGCUGUUAUCAAGAGUAUCAGUACUAAACCAUCACAUCUCCCUAUCACAUGUGUGGUCUUUGGGAAAAGUGCUUUUAUUACUGUCACUUGGUGAGAUGUCCCAGCAAGGUGACUUCUAAGCUAAAGCUGUUGUCCCAAAAAAGGAUGCUGGUUUGCUUGCUUAGGAAUACAGAAAUUUAUACCCUGAAUGAUGCUGCUGUGUCAGCAGAUGUGUCUGCUGCAUGCCUGCCAGACAUGACUUUUGUAAGUUGGGGCAAGUAGCUCCUCAUCCAGCCAAGUUAAAUAGGAAAAGGAAGCAAUAAUGGGAUAUUCUUUUUUGAGAUUGGUGGCUUUCCACAUGCUAGUUGUGGAAUCCUGGGAGGUUUGCACAGUGUUUUACACAGAUGUGUAACAAAAAUGAGCCUGUUGGUAGGCAUAGUGAUCCAUACCUCCACUGAUACUGAGAAUUGUGGGGUUUUGGACGCUGAACACUUGCCAUGGACUGAGCUGAAGAAACUGAAGAUGUGGGAUGAAGCCAGGAAUUGGAAUGAAACAUGCAGUGUUUAAAUAAAAAACUAAAGCAUCAAAAUCAUACUGAUUAUUAUAAAUAAUACUUGAAGAUUUUAUUAGGCGUAGUCAAUUAAGUUGUGUAGCAGCAGCUUGCUGUUGGUUUAAUGGUAGCUGCAAAUAUUUAUUUGAAAAAAAUCCCUUUUGUUAAUGUCAAAAUUUGCCUGUAUUUCUGUUACACAUGGUGUGCAAAGUGUAGAUAGAUAUGAGAACCAAAGAUUCCAACAUAUUCUUACUGCAUACUGCAUUGAGCUAACUUUGGUAUAAGAAAUUUAAAUAAAUCAUCUUCUGCCUAUGACAAGCAUCAAAAGGUAUUUUGUAUUCCUGCGUGCUGGCAGUUUUUCCACAUUAGCUUUUCAUAUAGUCUUAAUAUGUUUGACUGGAACAAUGAAACUCACUUUGCAAUAGUGCAUGAAGUUCAAGAAAUAAUACUGACACUUGCUGUGCAAAGUCAUUCCAGAGUUUGUUGAUUCUUCUGAAACAAAAGGGAUUCACUGUAAUUCCAAGAAGCACUCAGAACCCAAAUUGCCACUUAGGGAGCCAUUUCUUUUUCUAGACUCUUCUUAAUAAGGUAACAGAACAUCAGCUUGGAACACUGUCAUUGGGGAUUUGUUUUCAGAAUAUUAUUAGUAGCAUUUCAGUGAAGUGGAAACAAACCUGUGCUCUGAAAAGGAACUGGAUCAUGGGGAAAGACAUUCCUGUGAGAUCCAUGAACUUGAAUUCUACAGGGAUAAUUUGCUAUUUUAAUAACUAAAUAAAUAAAAUUAAAAGCUCAGUUUGUGAAUAAGAAUCAGAACCUGUAAACCUGAUGGUAUGACAGAUGUACUUUGUAAACACAUGAAUGUGUGUCAUGUUUCAAGUAUGGAAUAUGUAUCUGGUGCUUGGAAAUGUGAUCGUUGUGAUGUUUAGAAUGCAGAAACAAGUGUUUGUUUUUGAUUGUUCAUAAUGUUUGGGCUAUUUGCUGCUAGAAAUGUCAGAAGCUAAAUUCUUUAAGGUGCACCUAUCCAGUGUAUUGAGCUGGAGAACAGGUAAAAUGUACCUUAUUUUAAAAAGCUCUGUGGGAAGUGGAAAUGACAUCUAAUGAGUUAGUAGGAACUUUUUUUUGUUUUAAUACUUUUUGCUAUAAAGUUAAACCUCAAAGGACACCUUCAGUUUGAUAAUUAAUCUAUAGAAGCUGCAGUAAAAUAUGACCUUCCUGGGGGAGGAGAAAGACUUUGUUCUCUCUGUCAUGUGUUGAGUCAAUGGUAUGUGUGCUGAGGAGUCUGGCCUUAAUUUUAUUUUAUGAAUUACAUUUGGGAUUGUUUCUUGGUUGGGUCAUUGGUUCUGGUUUUAGUUCUGGAAUGUCACUCAAAAUAAAACAGCUGUGGGGGUGGCAGAGGGAGAGUUGUGAUGAUUGUACUUUGGGUAGAGGUGGUAGAAAACCUGUCAUGUCUUAACAAAGCAGUGAAUCCCAAACCUGUUUACUGUUACUCAUCUCAGUUAUUUUCCCAUUCAUUACCUGUAACUAUGCAGUUGGAGCAGGGAGUUUGGUUUAAACAAGACAUGAAGGUGUUCCCCAUUCCUUUGUUCUGAGUCCCUGGGAUUUGACAUACCUGGGUGCCUAGGUGAGGAGAUUCCUAACCUGUUAUACCUCAUCCAGGGAGGUCAUCCCCAUGGAAAGGUUCCUGCCCAAGCAGUGACUCCUGCUGCCUCAGUGUCCUUGCAUUUCCUCAUUUCUGCCCUCGUGGUUCUGAUGUGUUGCUGUCCUGAGGCAAGGAUGGGAUUGCUUUCUGCUGUCGUUGUUUGGUUUGUGUUGUAAAGACCCAGCAUAAGCAGCCCUAGUCAUGGGCUGGGCCCCAGAUGUGCCAUGAUACACUGGAGAGGUGCUUAUCCAUUUGUUUUGUAGCAAUUUGUUAAAUAGAUGGAAGCCCAAUGCAAAUACUGUUUUUCUAUUUCAGUAUUUUUGAAGGAGCCCAAGUAGAGGUAGAUUCAUAAUCAAGCAUCAUGUUUUGUAUUUUUGCACCUUUGUUAACUGCCUCAGUUUAGUACAGACUUAUGGAAAUAAUCUUCUUGCCUUUUCUCUUUUUUUCCCCCUUUUUUUUCCUUUAGAAUUGCCAAAAUGCUUUGGAAUUCUUAAACGAUUCAAAAGCUGAAGUCUCUGAGGAUACAAAAGCAUAAGAACACAAGAAGCAGCAAGGAGGAUUCAGUGCCAAUGCAGCAACAAAAAAGACAGCCAGAGUUAGUGGAAGGAAAUCUUCCUGUUUUUGUUUUUCCUACAGAACUUAUAUUUUAUGCAGAUGACCAGUCAACACACAAGCAGGUGUUGACUCUAUAUAACCCCUAUGAGUUUGCCUUAAAAUUCAAAGUUCUUUGUACAACUCCAAAUAAAUAUGCGGUGGUGGAUGCUACUGGUGCAGUGAAGCCUCAGUGCUGUGUUGAUAUUGUGAUUCGUCACAGAGACGUUCGGGCUUCUUACUAUGGUGUCAUAGAUAAAUUCCGUCUCCAAGUGUCUGAGCAGAGCCAGAGGAAAGCAUUGGGGAAAAAGGAGAUUAUUGCUACUCUGCUUCCAUCUGCAAAGGAACAACAACAACAAAAGGAAGAGGAGGAAAAACGAAUAAAAGAACACCUGGCUGAAAGUGUCUUUUUUGAGCAGACUUUGUGUCAACCAGAAAACAGAACUGCCUCGUCGGGACCUAGUUUACUCACAGUCUUCCUUGGAGUGGUGUGUGUUGCAGCACUAAUGCUACCUACAUUGGGGGAAAUGGAAUCCCUGGUGCCUCUCUACCUCCACUUAAGUGUGAAUCAAAAGUUAGUAGCUGCUUAUGUUUUAGAUUUGAAGAACAGUCACACUAAACUCAGUUCUCCUCUCCCACUACCUGGCAGAAAUGAGGAUUUAAAGGAAAAGAGCUAG